Pochonia chlamydosporia 170 is the source of this 1446-nucleotide messenger RNA. Its product is annotated as extracellular mutant protein 11 domain-containing protein. Gene Ontology annotation, cellular component: RNA polymerase I core factor complex. Gene Ontology annotation, biological process: nucleolar large rRNA transcription by RNA polymerase I. The record is from RefSeq and is a predicted model, not a curated record. Lineage: Eukaryota; Fungi; Ascomycota; Sordariomycetes; Hypocreales; Clavicipitaceae. The transcript has a single exon. The coding region runs from base 1 to 1446 and encodes 481 amino acids. Gene Ontology annotation, molecular function: RNA polymerase I core promoter sequence-specific DNA binding; TBP-class protein binding.
AUGCAACCAGGACUCAAAGCAAAGGGCCGUGGGCUCCAGGCGUUUGUUCGUGGCAAGUCUGACGGCAACGCCCACUACAAUGCCUCUGCUGAAAAACCAUCUCAACCGGAACUGGAGAAACGUUCAGCUACGCCAAACGCAAACGAAUACAUACCAAGCCGACAAGAACUCGCCGAGUUCGCCCGUCUUCCCCUGCCUGGUGCCUUCCGCAAGUCCAGCCCCCAGCCAAGUGGCCAACUUGGAAACGGACAAAAUGCCCCAUCGCCGGUGAGACGGGGAUUUGGAUCACCAGCCAGACCACCAGUGAGUCGUGUUCAGUCAACGCACGCCCAGCAUGAUAUCUUCAAUGGGUCACAGCUUGGGGAAAACUUUAUGAACUCUGGGCUGUCGACUCCCGUCAACGAGUCGGAGGACUUGAUCAUCAGACCAACUCACGGCAUCAAGGCGGAGGAGCCACGCGCAGAUGGAAAUCAGAUCCAGAGCUUGCCUCCUCGACAUUCUCAGCCUACCGCGGGAAGGAAUGAUGAAUUUUCCGUAGCACGAGAUGGCCGCCUAUCUGUCGUUCCCGGGGUUCCCCGCUAUCAUCCGUCCGAAAUGAAAGAUGGAUUCCAGAACAAUAAUGCUCAGCAACUAAAACCCUUCAGGUCGCAGAAUGCACCCUAUACUUUUCCAGCCCAGUCGCUUCAUGGCCCAGCAAAGUUGCCGAUGCGCGGAGUUCGCAUCAAUCGUGCACUACCCCCCGCAACUAAUGCUCUGACCAUUGAGCAAGACGAGGUUAAGAGCAGGUUCAUUGAGCGCGGGGCAGGAAACUGGGAGGAGCGAAUAGUCGAAGAAAAGAUCAAUGAGUCUAUCCUUGUUAACGAUUCGGACGAUGACUUUGAGGCUCACGGACCAUAUGGAGGCAUGAAAGUAGCUUCCAAAGUAAAGUUGCAAAAUGGCUUUCACCCACGGGUGACCCGAGAAGAUAGGUUAUCAACAAAGCCUUCCCGCAACAUACCUGCCAAGGAGAAAAAGCGGAGGCGUCCAAGUUUAGACUACGACGACAAAAUUCUCAGUUCCAUGACAUAUCAAGAUCUUCAAGAAGAGCCUUUUGACGUUGUACCGCAAGCACUUGGCAUGAACGGUGGUCACGAUGCGUCUGCUUCGAAGCUGACAACAAGACUGGAGCAAUUCCAGCAGCAAGGAGAACGCGAGCAACAUCAAUUUUUCUCCAACAUGUCAAUUGACGACUGGGAGAAUUCUGGCGACUGGUUUGCGGAUCAAUUUUCAGGCAUCAUGAAUCGUCUACGCAACGCUCGUCGUGAGAAACGCCAAAUGAUCCGGGAGUUCGAAACGGAAGCUUCCCACAGAGAAGAAGCAAUCCGUGUACGAACCGACACCAUUGAUAGGAAAUUAACAAGGAUGAAGCAUGAUGGCCAACGGGUGGUUGGUGACAAGGACUUUUAG